This is a messenger RNA of Plasmodium malariae, 7503 nucleotides long. RefSeq names its product guanidine nucleotide exchange factor, putative (gene RCC1). The record is from RefSeq and is a predicted model, not a curated record. The transcript has a single exon. NCBI's taxonomy places the organism in Eukaryota, Apicomplexa, Aconoidasida, Haemosporida, Plasmodiidae. Bases 1 to 7503 code for a protein of 2500 amino acids.
AUGAACAAAGAAAAUAAUGACACGAACGAAGUACAUAAAUACAUUUUUAGCUUUUGCCCUAAGGUGAGUUCGGGGUUAGACCACUAUGCGUGCGUCGGUAAUUUUAAGAACAAACCAGCAGCUUAUUGUUGGGGAGGAAAUACAAGCAACCAGUUAGGUAUAGGGAUACACACUCGAUAUUGUAAUAAGCCUACAGUUGUAAAAUUCUUUGAAAAUUUUAUAGUGUCUUCUAUAUGUUGUACUAAUUAUACAACCUUCGUUUUAGUAAAAAACAAUAUAAGUGACAAUGGGUGUUCUAUUUACUCUUUUGGAAAGGGAAAUAAUGGACUACUAGGUUAUAAAAAAAAAAAGAGUCUACUGAAGAGUACUAAUAUAGCGAUAGAAGAAGAAAAAGAAAAUAAAAAAAAAAAAAAAUUAAACAAAAUAAAUAAUAAAGUCAAUAAAGCACUUCUUAGUGCAUUUGGGGUUAACACGAAAAGAGAAACCUCCUCUUCGUCAAAAAGUAGCCUUGACAGCUUGCUAGAUUUUGACAUGGAUCGAAUCUCUAGCAUUGCAGGGGAGAACACAGGUUGGGACAACAGCUGGGGGGAAAGCAGGGAGAAGAAAAUAGGCGGUAGGGGGAGUGAUUGCAGUACCAACGCGCUUAUGCACAGGGGGAAAUUCGCGCAUGAAGAAAAGGAGGAAGAACAGAACGAGAUAAACAAAAAUAGCAAUGUAAAAUACGAAGAUGGAAGUAUAGACGUCUCUAUGCAGAUCAUAGAGGGGAAUGAAGCACAGGCGGGGAAAGGGAAAAUAAUCGAGAAGGACGAAAAAUGCAAAUCAGAGCGAAGUGUUAAUUUUCAAAAAACGAACAAACAUUAUGAAGAUAAAAAAGGUAAAUUAUAUGAACGAAAGAAUCUUAUCGAAACUGAAGAAAAAGAAGAUUGGUUCACUCCGUUUCCUAUUAAAAUAAAAUUACCUGAAUAUACAAAAAUAAAAUAUAUUUCUUGUGGUGAUAUGCAUACCCUAGCUAUUUCAACGGAGGGAUUUUUAUAUGGGUGGGGAUUUAACAAUUUUGGUUGUGUCGGAAAUGGAACAAAUGAAAAUGUGUAUGAACCUACACGAAUAUAUUUAGAACAACAUAAGGAAGAAAAAAAUAAGAGUAAUAUAAACUGCGAAAGUUGGUAUAGUACUAAAUACAAAUUUUAUGGAAAUAACAGAGAAAAUGGGAAUAUCUAUUACAAUACAGCAGUUAUUCACUGUUCUGCUGGGAGUAAACACAGUUUAGCUUGUUCACUCAGUGGUGAUAUGUACAGUUGGGGGUAUGGUGGGAAUGGAAGAUUAGGAAUAGGAAAUAUUAAUAGUUAUAAUAAACCUCAACUAAUUAAUAUAUUUAAAAAUAGAAAAAGAAUUGUGUAUGUAUGUUCAGGUAAAUCUCAUUCUGGUUGUAUAGAUACUGAUUAUAAUGUAUAUACAUGGGGGAAUGGAAAAUUUUAUAAAUUAGGGCAUGCUAAUAAUGAUGAUGAUAUAUUAUUACCUAAAAAAUUAGAGUUUUUUAAUCAUAAGAAAAAAAUAUUCAUGUUAAGUUUUGGCUGUUUUAACUCAUUUGCAUUAAAUAUUCAUGGUGAUGUUUUCAUAUGGGGAACUUUCAAUAUUUCAAAUAGUCAUACUUCUUAUUAUACUUGUAAAAUACCAAAGCAAAUAAAUACUAAUUUUAAAUGUGUAUAUCUUCAUGCUUCUACAUAUAUAGCUUUUGGUGUAACAAUUGUUGGGGAUUUGAUUAUUUUUGGGGGUAUGCAAGAGAAUGCCAAUUCCCGUGUGCUAGAAAAAGAGCUCAACUCCGAUUCGGAUGAAGAUCUAAUGCACUAUUUGGUAAACGAAGACUGCCAGGGAGAAUUCGGGGCCAAUGUGGCAAGUGGGAUGGAUCUUGGAAUCGCUAGUGCUAGAGGUAAUUGUGGCAUUGGUGUUAGUGGAAGUGGUAAGAACACUGGAUGGGGGAAAGGAGCGAGGAAGGGGGUUAAGACACUUAGCUUACUGGCCAAGGAGGAACGCUUCCCCAUCAUGUACGUCAAGGAGUUGAGGGGAAAGGUUCACAUAAGGGAUAUAUUAAACGAUUUUUAUAAACUAGAUAGGCUAACCUACUACCAGAAUAGGGUUAUAAAUGCAUUAUAUGGCGGUGAUACUGCUGCUACUGCUACCAUUGGUGCUUCCGCCAACUUUUAUUCCUAUGGAGGGGAAUACUGGCCAGAUAAGUGUAAUAACCAAGUUCUGUUUGAAAAGAAUGAAUUAGUGAUAAGAUCUAGGGUAAAAAUAAUUGACGGAAGUGACUAUUUCAGUGUGUUUUUGAUAGAAAGUGGGAAGGUUUACGUAUCAGGAGUUAACAAAGAUGGAGAACUAGGGAAUGGGGAAUAUAAUUUAAAAAAGAAAUUUUCUGUACCUGUUCAUGUAGAAAUAUGUGUUAAUAAGAUAAUAAAAAUAGCAUGUGGAAAUAACUAUGCAUUAGCUUUAAACGAUAUAGGACAUGUGUAUGGUUGGGGAAAAAAUGAUAAGAGUCAAUUAGGUAUAGGAGUAAUAAAAGAUUGUUAUGAACCUAUUCAUAUAAAAUCAUUAAAUAAUGUUAUAAAUAUAUAUGCAGGAUAUGAUCAUAGUGCAUGUAUAGUUAAUAAUUCUUUCAUACCAAACAAUGGAACAGAAUUACAACAUGGGGAAUUAUAUGUAUGGGGAAAUGCAGAGAGUGGUAAGACAGGAUUAGGAUUAGACUACACAGAAGGAUCUAUAUUAUUGCCUCGAAAAAUUAAUUUAAUGCAUAAGGUAUAUAAAUGUUCGUUAGGCACUAGUCAUAGUUUAUUCUUAACAGAUAAUAAUGAAUUAUAUGUAUGUGGCAGUGCAAGUAAUGGAAAAUUAGGAUUAUCAGAGAAAAUACAUUACAUGUUAAGUUACCCUAAAAAGAUAUCUUUAAAUGAAUAUAUAUAUAUUAAAGAUAUAUUAGCUGGUGGGACCUUUAGUAUGUUAUUAUCUAUGGAUGGUUUUAUAUAUAUAUGGGGAGAACUUUUAAAAAAUAUUAUAUAUUAUGAUGCACCUACUUUAUAUAAUCAAAUAAAUAAUGUCAAGAUGAUUGUAGGGAAAUAUCAACAUGUGUUUUUCCUAACAUAUGACAAUAAAUUAUUUGGACUAGGUAAUAACAACUAUUUUCAAAUACUUUAUGAUUCAAAGAAGGAAUCAUAUAUAGAUAAACCUAAACUGAUUCCCUACUUCUUAAAGGAAAAUAUCGACAAUAUCUUUUCUGUUAAAAACGCUACAUAUACUCAGCUAAGUAAUAACGAUAUAUAUGCAUGGGGAUAUGCUCAAAAUUGUCAUUUAGGAAUAGGGUACACGCAGUUAGUAUAUAUUAAAGACCCCAAAAAAAUUAUUAAAAGUUGGUUGACCUAUGAAGAGCAGGAGAUGCAAGGUAAUAAUAUGUACAAUGAUGAUAUCGACAAUAAUGAUGAGAAGGAAAACAGUGAAAGACACUUAUAUCGAAACUACAACGAAUAUGCAAAUGAGAUAAAUUUAUUAAAAAAAAGAAUUGAAAGAAAAGAAAAAUUCUUUAGUGAUAAUAUUUUGUACACUCCUUAUUAUGAACAAGAGAUAGAAAAGAUGAUUUAUGAAAUACAGCAAAUGUCUAACAUGAUUAAUUGGGAACGUAUUCAAAUACUGUUAAAAAAAGAAGAGUAUUGUAGUAACAGUAUUAAUUAUAUCAAGUCUUAUGAAAAGGACUUAACUGAUUUGUAUAGUAAACAUAUAGAGUUUCUUUUAAAAUUAAACUCCUAUGAAAAACUAUACAAUGACCUUUAUUUGAAUUAUCAAAAUUAUGUUCUUUCUAAUAUAGCAAAUAUGAACGAACCAUUACCUACUAUUAUUCACACACAAAAUACGCACAUCUUUGAUCAUAAUAGGGUAAAGCUCCAAGAAUUUAUUUACAUUAUACAGCAACAGCCUAUGUAUAUGAUCCUUCUAUGCUUAAUACAUAACCAUAAAAAUAUAAAGAACGUUAAAAAGUUGUCCUACGAAAAGCAAAAAAUGGAAGCCGCACAUUACUUGUUCGGUUAUAGUAACAAAAGUAUUAUUGCAAACAAGGUGAAUGAUCCAAAUGGGGAAAGCAAUGAGACAAACAUUGGCAUAAACUACGGCGCAAACAAUGAGACAAACAUUGACAUAAACUAUGGCGCAAACAAUGAGACAAACAUUGGCAUAAACUAUGGCGCAAACAAUGAGACAAGCAUUGGCAUAAACCAUGGCGCAAACAAUGAGACAAGCAUUGACGUAAACUAUGGCACAAACAAUGAAACAAGCAUUGGCGUAAAGUAUGGCACAUAUAAUGAGACAUACAAUGGCGUAAAUAAUGGUGUAAUCACUAGUCGGACUAAAGGGGAAGAUACCAUGAUGAACUACCUAUCGAGAAAAUCUAGUCUAAUGAAUCAUUCCUAUGACUAUGAUAUACAUGAUGAAAGGAAAAAAUGCUACAUACAACAAUUGAAGGAGAAAUACUCUUUUUAUCAAAACAGUACUUUUAUUAUUUGCUCUUUUAUAUUUGAUUUAUAUGCUGAUUUGAAAUGCCAAAGGAUUCGUAAUAUCUUUACCAUUUUUCUCAUUAAAUUGGGUAUAGAAGAAAUUAAAAAUUGUUUACACAUUGAUUCUUUGUACAAAGUAGAAACGUCCAUAUUUUUUCUCUUAAUCAAAAUGCUUUUCAUGAAAAAUGACUUCCUCCUUAAUUUCUCUCAAUGCAUUGCAAAUAUGAACAACACCAACUCUUUCGUUCGUUUAUUAAACGAAAUGUCGAGGAAGGAAAAAACUUCCAGCCAAUUUGCAGGAAACACCGAUGUUCCAACUGUUACUCCCCCAACUGAAGUACCUGGGGCUAGAACUUCUCAACCCCCCAUCAUUGUUCGGGAGUCCAGUUCAGCAGGACAUAAAAGCGAAGCUAAUUGCAAUGGUAAGGACUAUAUUGCGGCGGAUUACAGUAAUGCUGAUUUCAAUUCAGCACACUACAAUACCGCAGUAAAAGACGAACGGACGAACGUUGCCACUAGCAGAAGUGCUAAUGAGGAGGAUAAGGGUGAAAGGAAAAUAGUUUCAUUUAUUGAUGAAUCAAAUGAUGUGAAGGCAAAGGAAUUUUCUACAUUUAUAAAAGGUAAAAGUCACGAGGACAAAACUUUUGUUUUUAAUAAUUUCACCCCCAUUUCGUAUCCGUACAAUAGUAAUAUAACAGGUUUAGAGAAUUAUGGAAAUAUUCAUCCAGAUGGACAUAAUCCUUUAGAUGACAUGUCGGAGAAGAGGGUAUUACAUGGAAAUAAAAAUGAUGGUAAAAAAGAUAUUCUUGUUGAAAUAGAUUUUGUUCAUGCUUUUAAAGAAUUAUGUAAAAUUUUCAGAAAUAUAAAAUUUCCUGACAUGUUCAGGAUAAUUAUGAAAAAUUUAUUUAAAUAUUUCGCUAUGUAUGAAAAAAAUAUAAGUAAAGACAAUAAUACACAGAAUAAGAUAUACUUUUUCAAUGAUGAAGAUUAUAUAUAUCUACCUUUUUUUAAUUUAUUACUUAUGGCUGUUGUAAAUCCUAUAUUAAAAAAUGUAAACAAGUUGGUGGAAAAAUUUUUUUUCCCUCCUCUCCCAUCUCAUGUUACAAGUAUAUGUAACAAGAUAUGUGAUAUUUUAGAAGUCUUAUAUUUAAAUAAAUAUCAAUCUUUAACUAGUUACAAUUUAAAAGAAAAUUUCCUGUCUGUAAAAUUUAUUUUUGAGAAUACUUUCAACUCUUUUGUAUAUGUAAUAAAUGAUCUAUGUAAUACAAAUGAAGAUAUUUACGUGAACAUGUACAUAAAUUUAUUUCAUUACCAUUUGAAUAGAAAAUCUUACUAUGUGCAACUAAAAAUUUUUCAGUUAUGCCAUAUAUUUAAUCUAUUUUUUCGGUAUCAGAAUUAUUUACUUCUUUCCUUUAAUGAUCCCGCCAUAGAAAUUGUUAAUUAUUUUUACACGUACAAAUGUGAGGAGUCGAGGGUUAAAGAAGUUGACCAUGUGGAGGAAGCAGGAAGAGCUGACCGUGGUCAUGUAAAUCCAAGGCAUGAAAUGGUAAUCAAAGGAGGGGUGAACAAGGAACGUGCCCAAAGUGAAUGGAAUAAAAGUGAGGGAAAAAUAAGUAAUGAGAAAAAAAAUUUCUUGUCAAAAAUUGUAAGAAAUGGGAUUAAGAAGCUUGUCAAUGCAGGAAAGUCCAACCAGGGGCAGAAAUUUGAUGGAGAAGGGACGCCUAGAGAGGGGGGAAGGGACGGAGGAGCACAAGGGGAUAAUAAUAAAAAGAGGGGAUUGGGAAACGGGAAAAAAUUAAUUUUUAACGAAGAGGAAAUAAACUUCUUUAUCAAAUGCAAACUAGUGUAUAACAUAAUGGUAGAUAUUCGUUUUCUGUUAAGGGAAAAAAAUAUGAACGUUUGCGAAUUUACAAAAAUACCAAUGCCUCAAUAUAUUAGUUAUCGAAAAAAAACAUGCAUAACAAAUAACGAGUAUUUAUUUUCCAUAAUUCAUCGAUAUAAUUAUAAGAAGGAUAAUAUAUACCUUAUAUCUGAAUGUUUAAAGAACUGUCCAUUAAUUGAGCAGUGUACUGAUACGAAUAAUUUAAUAUUAAAAUUAAAAUCAUUGAGAAUGUAUUAUAUGUCUUUACAAGACCAGAAAGAAAUAAAUUUGGUUCACUUAAUUAACAGAGUUGUUGAUAUAUUUUUAUCAAAUGAAAUGAUAUAUGUAGACUUUUGUGAGCACUUCCCUCCCAAUUUAUAUAUAAACAAAUUUAAUGAUUGUAAUUUUAGAAGGUCUACAUAUAAAGAUGAAUACUUUAACAUGAUGCAGAAUACAUAUGAUAAAAGCUCUUUCUUUCAAGUCAAGUGGAGAAAUGUAGCUACACAAAUAUGUAUUAACAUAUUAAUGAAAAAAAAGCAUAUGGUAUAUUUAAAAAAAUUGUAUGAAGAACAAGCAAAUAUUGAACAACUAAUUUUGGAUUAUCAGUUUCAGAUGAAAAAGAAUAUACAAAUUUUAAAGAGAGCAAUCAUUUUCGCAUCCAAAUUAUUAAUUGAGAAACCCAUAUUAUUAUAUGCGUCUCAUUUUGAAAAAACUAUAUAUUUUAUUACUUUAAAAAAGAUAAAAUAUUUUAGAAGAAUGAAUAAAUUACCUUAUGACUUAUCAACAAUACACACAUUUAGAGUGAGCACUCUGAUAAAGAAUUCGGUUCUUACAAACAUAAACGAAAUGCUAUAUCCUGUUAUGGAUUACUUAACUGUUGACUUAUUCUUUGACUUAAAUAAUUUUAUCAAAUUAUCUCUAGUGCUAACAAAAGAUCGAAGUCGAAAUGUUAUCAACGAGCAUAUACUGACAAGCAGUGACAUAUACAGAAUGUGCAUCUCCUCUCCCUUUAUUUUGUAUUCCUUUUUUAGGUACAACAAAAAUUAUUUGUGUACUGUUAAUGGCUUUAAAUUUGUCCACCUGCUCCAGGGUUUGGCGGCGGACCUUUACUAG